CAGCCCGGCCCAUCAAGGUUGGACCAGACGCCACGCCGACGCAAACCCUCACCACUAUCCCCUCCGUCUCGCCGCCGGCGCCGCCUCGCCGACGCCGCCAUGCUCCGGCUCCGGCGCAGCGUGCUCUCCAAGCUCCUCUCGUAUCCCUCCGUCUCUCCUCUCCACCGCCUCAUCUCCACCACGGCGCCGGCCCCCGCCGUCGCCCCCAGCACCGGGUUCGCCGUGGAGGAGUACCUCGUCUCCACCUGCGGCCUCACCCGACCGCAGGCCCUCAAGGCCUCCGCCAAGCUCUCCCACCUCAAGUUCCCCUCCAACCCCGACGCCGUCCUCGCCUUCCUCGCCGGCCUCGGCCUCUCCGGCGCCGACGCCGCCGCCCUCGUCGCCAAGGACCCCAAGUUCCUCUGCGCCGACGUGGGGAGAACCCUGUCCCCCGUCGCCGCGGGGCUCGCCGGCCUCGGCCUGUCGCCUUCCGAGAUCACCCGCCUCGCCUCGCUCGCCCCCGACAAAUUCCGCUCUAGAUCCAUCGUCUCCAAGCUGCACUACUACCUGCCUCUCGUCGGGUCCUACGAGAACCUCCUCGGGGUGCUGAGGUAUGGCUCCUGCCUCGUCUCGUCCGACCUGGAGACGGUGGUCAAGCCCAACGUCGCCUUCCUGCGGGAGUCCGGGCUAGCUGACUGCGACAUUGCCAAGCUGUGCGUCACUCUCCCAUGCCUGCUCACCUCCGGCUGGGAGCGCAUCCAGGCGUUGGUGCUGUGCGCCGAAGGCCUCGGCAUACCCCGUCGGUCCGGGAUGUUCAGGCACGCGCUGCAUGCUGUCGCGUUUGUCGGCGAACAGAAGGUCGCCGCCAAAUUGGAUUGCUUGAAGAGGACGUUUGGGUGGUCAGAUGCUGAGGUCGGCGUUGCUGUGUCCAAGUAUCCGAUGCUGCUGACUAAGUCUCACCACAUGCUGCAGAGCAAGUCAGAGUUCCUGAUCUCCGAGGUGGGGUUGGAACCGGCAUUCAUUGCUAAUCGGCCCGUAAUUGUCUGUCUUAGCCUGGAGGGCCGGCUCAGGCCCCGGUACUACGUUUUAAAGUUUCUCAAGGAAAAUGGAUUGCUCAAGGGUGAUCCGAGCUAUUAUACAGUUGUCAUGGUGAAUGAGAAUGUUUUCGCGCAGAGGUACAUGUGCCCUUACAAGGAAGCUGCACCAUACCUCGCUGAAGACUAUGCAACUGCUUGCGGAGGGGAAGUGCCGGCUAGAUUCGUAUUUGCAUGAGCUGAAAACACAAAUAUUGAAAUUUUGAUGCUUACUGUACCACAUAUUCCACUUUAUGCAGUAGGCUUGUAAGCUAUUGUUUCAGUGUUAUUGCCUAACUAAUGUUGGCUGUCUGAUAUAGUAUGUCUGUCACUGCUUGUUUGUUAGUUGUUAAUGCUUGAUGAAGUUAAUUAUUGUUAGUUGUUAA
Messenger RNA from Triticum urartu, 1438 nucleotides. RefSeq names its product transcription termination factor MTEF18, mitochondrial. Gene Ontology annotation, molecular function: double-stranded DNA binding. The record is from RefSeq and is a predicted model, not a curated record. Gene Ontology annotation, biological process: regulation of DNA-templated transcription. NCBI's taxonomy places the organism in Eukaryota, Viridiplantae, Streptophyta, Magnoliopsida, Poales, Poaceae.